AUGACUGUUGACGAGGAAGAAGUAUUUACUACAUCUAAUGAAUUCAGAAGUGAUACAUUCACCGUACCCACGAGAUCCAUGAUCGAAGCUGGAUUUAUGAAUGCAACUUACGGUGACUCAGUUUAUUGCGAAGACCAAGCUACUCUAGACUUGGAGGCUCGCAUGUGCGAGCUCACAGGCAAAGAGGCUGCGCUUUUUUGCGCAUCCGGCACUUUAUCAAACCAAAUUGGACUAAGGGCAAACUUAUACCAGCCGCCUUAUAGCAUAUUAUGUGAUUACCGCUCACAUGUAUUUUUGCAUGAAGCUGGUGGACUAGCCACCUUGAGCCAAGCCAUGGUUCAUCCGGUUGUUCCAUCAAAUGGCAACUACCUAACUUAUGAAGAUGUUGUUCUGAAUGUGACCUUUGAUGAUGGGGAUAUUCACGCCGCUCCAACAAAAGUCAUUUCGUUGGAAAACACCUUACACGGAAUUAUAAUGCCCUUGGAGGAAAUAGCCAAAAUUAGUCAAUUUUGCAAAGAGAAUGAUAUAAGGUUACAUUUAGAUGGUGCAAGACUAUGGAAUGCAUCAGUCGAGACUGGUAUCGGUAUAAAGGAGUAUUGUUCAUACUUCGACUCAGUGUCACUUUGUUUGUCAAAGUCCUUGGGUGCCCCAAUGGGCUCCAUACUCGUUGGAACGUCGACACUCGUCAAGAAAGCAAAUCAUUUCAAAAAGCAAAAUGGUGGUGGAAUUAGACAAGCAGGUUUAAUGGCAUCCAUGGCUUUAUACGCAAUUGAGAAUCACACACAAUUGUUGAAGAAGUCACACAUUUAUGCAAAACAAAUUGGUGAUUUUUGCCAUGCCCAUGGUAUAUUACUUGAGUCACCGGUUGACACAAACUUUGUAUUUGUUGAUUUAAAGAGGAAUCACAUGGAUGACAAGUUGCUUAUUGAAUUGGGUAAAAAAUACAACGUUAAACUUAUGGGUGGCCGUAUUGCAUGCCACUUUCAAUUGAGUCAACAAAGCAUUGAUAAUCUCAAGCAAUGUAUUUUGGAAUGUUUUCAAAUCAAUCAAAAAAACCCUCACAAGGCCGAUGGAAGGAAUAAUAAGAAAAUGUACAACUUUGAUGCUAUAAAGAGGUAG
Messenger RNA from Lodderomyces parapsilosis, 1119 nucleotides. It is a transcript of the gene GLY1, whose product is annotated as Gly1p. The transcript has a single exon. Gene Ontology annotation, molecular function: L-allo-threonine aldolase activity. The record is from RefSeq and is a predicted model, not a curated record. Gene Ontology annotation, biological process: glycine biosynthetic process; L-threonine catabolic process. The coding region runs from base 1 to 1119 and encodes 372 amino acids. Gene Ontology annotation, cellular component: cytosol. NCBI's taxonomy places the organism in Eukaryota, Fungi, Ascomycota, Pichiomycetes, Serinales, Debaryomycetaceae.